AUGGCCAAGAAUGCCGAAGAAGCUGCGCUCGAAUACAGGCAGGCAUUGGACGAUUUGAAAGAUAACAACAAAAUGCAAAUUAAUUUGAUGACUAUUCUUGCUGAUGAUUACAAUUCCUUUUCUAAAGAAAUUGUCGCUGUUAUUGCUCAACAGAUUAUGAAAGUUGUGCCACCUCAAAAAUUAGCUGUGAUGUAUGUUAUGGAUUCGAUAUUAAAAAAUAUAACUGGAGCUGGUAACUACAAAGAGCACAUUGAAAAAAUUGUUUAUAAAGUAUUUCUGCAUGUUUUUGAAACGGGUGAUGAAAGGACACGUUUAGCACUGCAUAAACUCAGGCAAACUUGGACGGGAAUAUUUCAACGUUCAACUUUAUAUAAAAUAGAUUUGGCCGUAAACGCAAUUGAUCCAGCUUGGCCAAUCGUUACUCCUCAACCAGUUAACACUCCAGUAUCUGGACAUAAGCCACAACCUGUUGGGAUGACGUUACACCAACUUCGAGCAGCAGGGAAAGUUCAUGUCAAUCCACAUUUUUUGCAGAAAAAUUCUGUUACAGCUACGUCUGGUACUGCUACUGCUACUGCCACUGCUACUACCACUGCUACCAGUGCUACUGUUGACAACAAAUUGCAAAUGAAUUGUGAGAAGAAAAAGAUAGGUUUGGAUCCAAGAUUGAUGAAGCAUUCUGAUGGAGCAGUAGCUGGCAGACCAGCACCGUUGCUUGCGGCUCGGCCGGAAAAUAUCAUUGUCAAGCAGGAACCAAUCGACAGUAGUGAUGUUGACGAAAGAUUAAAUGUACAGCAAACUGGAAAUCUGUUGGAUAGUACAGGUCUUCGAAGUUUCGGACAUAGAAAGGAACAGGAAUUCGGCGGACGUUCACCAAACGAUAUAAAGCGUAAGUCGCCGCCAUGUGUCUCAGAUCUGGAAACUGUGGAGAAGAAACCUCGAAUACGUACACCACCUCAAGACAGAGAUCGUCGUACGAAUUCACCUUCAACAUCUUCCUCUAUAAUACGUCCAACAAAUGAUCUUGGUUCUCAUGCUUUCAUUACAACCGCACGACGUGCACAAGUAGCUUCUAGUACGAAUAUGAUAACAGCACCGCCGAAUCCAGUUAUGGUUCCAGUCUCUGGACCAAUGAUUUUGCCUGCGAUUCCAUCUACCUCAGGUCCACUGCCAUUCCUACCACCUAUGAUGCCAACGGUACCUUUAGCAAUACCUGUGCACAAUAUGGCUUCAAUUCUAACAGGUCCUUCUGUAGUACCAGGUUCUACAAAUACACAAGACCUAGCACGAACCGAUCCAAACCAUGUGCCACCAAUCAUCAAUAACGAAACCCCGAAGCUGGAAGGUAUCCCAGCAAAUAAUAGAAUAUUUGUGGAUGGUCGGGCCUACGAAGUUUCAUACAUUAAUGAUGUCCCAGUCAUCGAAAGGAAUGGUCUGCCACAUAGGAUCUAUUUUACGGGUGUACCACGCAACGUAAUCAUUGAUGGUGUCGCUUAUCAACUAGCAUUUGGUGAGGAGAGAAGGGUGAUAAUUGAUGGCGAAGAGCACGUUUUAAGAUUUGGAGCUCCAUCGCGUGAACUCUAUAUGGGAACAUAUCCAUUCAAAGGUGCAUUUGGUGGUCCACCAAUUUUUGCUACGAUUAAUGGAGUACGCCAUGAAAUACGAUUGGGUGGACCUCCACCAGAAGUUAAAAUUGAACCUGACCCAUGUUAUGAGCUACUGCGAUAUAUGCCUCGUACAGGAGCUGAUACGUCGAGCAAAACUACAGCACCGAGUGGAACUGAACCGCAAGCAACGGUUGAUGUUAAGGGUUUACUUGCCAAACUGCAGCGCACGGGAAUACUAUCUGCUUUAAAUGCAAAUAACAGAAAAGAUGAAACAGGGGGAGAUUCACCCAAUCGACCUGUUACACCACCUAUUCCUUCUGAACAUCGUGGUGAAGUAACCGAAAGGCUGCCAAAGCCGCCAACCGACCUUAAAUCCUUCUCAAUGCGUGCUCUCAGAAUACGGUAUACAUCUGUUGUGGAAAGCCUUCAUCAAAAAAGACGUCUUUGUCCUAACUGCGGUUUACGCUUUAGUGAACUGAAAGGUGAAAGAUACCAACAGCACCUUGACUGGCAUUUUCGUGAAAAUCUAAAAUCAAAUGAAAGUUCACGUUGCCGUGAUUGGUACUUGCCAGCUGAUGAAUGGUAUGAGUUUAGCGAACAAGAAGAAUUAACAGCGUCGACAUCAGCAACUCGUCUUUCUGGUGGUGGAUCUAAUGAUGUAGCGAAGGAUACAAAUAGGGGGACGUAUAGCAUACCAUCCGACUCAGUUUCAUCGAAGGAAUGUGGUGUAUGUAAAGAGAAAUUCGAAGAAUAUUGGGACGAAGAUGAUGAUGUGUGGAAACUUCGAGAUUGCAUGCUUGGCCAGGAUGGCAGAACAUUCCACCCAGGUUGUAUUCUGGAUGCAUCAGCUAUUAGAAUACCAGAAGAGGACAGCCCGAGUGAAGAAGAACAAAGUGAUAAGUUGUCAUUCCUGAAGUCUUUGAAAUUAAAGAAAGAUUUUUCUUCUGUGGAUAGUUGA
Molecule: messenger RNA, 2565 nt
Organism: Cercopithifilaria johnstoni
Lineage: Eukaryota; Metazoa; Nematoda; Chromadorea; Rhabditida; Onchocercidae
Source: the annotation of a GenBank genome assembly